This is a messenger RNA of Spinacia oleracea (spinach), 1209 nucleotides long. RefSeq lists its product as uncharacterized. Lineage: Eukaryota; Viridiplantae; Streptophyta; Magnoliopsida; Caryophyllales; Amaranthaceae. The record is from RefSeq and is a predicted model, not a curated record. Bases 1 to 1209 code for a protein of 402 amino acids. The transcript is spliced from 3 exons.
AUGGCAUACAAGGAAAAAAGGAAAACAAGCAUGUAUUUGGGACGCAUUCAACAAGGAAAGGACGAGUCAUUGCGAAGCUAUGUUAAGCGCUUCAACCUAGAAGUCGGACAGAUCCCAGAUCUGCCCAAUGGCGUCUCUUUCGAUAAUUUUAUUAGAGGAUUGAAGAAGGGGUCACUCAAGUUUGACUUAGUUAAGAAAAGUGUCCGGACUAUGGCUGAAGUCUUGGACGAGGCCGAAGUCUUUAUUCAUGCAACAGAAAUAUGUAGUGCGUCCAAGGUUGGAAAGAAUGGUGAAGCGACAGACUCCUCAGAGAAGAAAGAGAAGAUAGACAGGAAAGUCCCACGAGUAAAUGUGGACGUCGGGACCAGGUUGGAUCUUGAACGGCCCUUCCCCAUGAAAUCUCCUGCUGAGAGUCGAGAUCCUAAGCUGUAUUGUCAGUUCCACGAAUAUAUAGGGCAUGACACCAAGGAUUGCAGAAGCCUGAAGAGAGCCAUGGACGACCUAGCCUCCAAGGGGCACCUAAAGAACUACCUGCAAAGAAGCACUCACGGCACUAGAAAAAAUCAUUACAAGAAAAACAAGUCACAUGUCUCAGAUACAGAAGGAAAUCACAGCGAAGGAGGAUUUUUAGCCGUCAUAUCAGGAGAACCAGCUGCUGGUGGGCCCACCAUGAGGGGACAAAAAGAUUAUGCUCGCUGUCUAGGACAAGUAAUGUUAUCAGGAAAAUCACCAGUGGACCCAUUCCCUCGGAUAGAAAUAUGCGAGUCAGACGGUGGACGUGUAGCCACCCCACAUGACUACCCUCUCGUGGUCGAGAUCAAAAUCUCUAACAUGAGAGUAAAACACUUCUUGAUAGAUACAGGAAGAUCAUCUGAUAUAAUGUGCAUGGAGUUCCUAAGCCGCCUAGAUCAUGACCCUAAGACCACAAAGACCAUCCACUACCCUAUCAUUGGCUUUGGAGGAAGCAUUAUACAUCCAAUUAAGGCAGUGGUUGUCACCCAUCUCAUGCUUCUGAAGUAUGUGUGUGACGAUGGGACAAUAGGAACUAUACACGGAGAUCAACAACAAGAAAGAGACAGCUACCUCACAACUCUUAACCCAUCAGCAUGGAGGAAAGAUCUGGCUGGGACCAAAGGCAAAAGGAAGUAUGAAGAAGAACCACCAACGGCCGGCGAGGGUAUCCUAGUUAAAAUAGAGAAAAGUGGCUGA